AAAGAAGAUCACCAGUAAUAAUUAUAUAACACACAAUCUUCCCUUCAUUCAACAAUAUAACAUAUAUUUUUCUUGAUUCCAAGCUAACUAAACUUCAGCUGAUUAAUCUUUUGUUUGUUAUUUGCAAAUUCUAAGAAUGACAUUUUCAUUUAGAAGAAGGAAGGGUAACAGUGCCAAAAGAAAUGGUCUACCAGGCUCGAAUCACGUCAUGGAACUCACAAUUCCUUCGCAUUUCAGGUGCCCUAUAUCUCUCGACUUGAUGAAAGAUCCGGUGACACUGUCAACCGGGAUCACAUACGACAGAGAAAGUAUCGAAAAAUGGAUUGAAUCAGGCAAUGAGACCUGCCCUGUUACCAAUCAAGUCUUGGUAGCCUUUGACCUUAUACCAAAUCACUCUAUUCGAAAGAUGAUCCAAGAUUGGUCGGUGGAGAACAAGGCUUAUGGCAUUGAGAGAAUUCCUACCCCCAAAGUCGUUUUGACGUCGUAUGAUGUACUAGAUGUUUCUUCGAAGAUUAAUGCUGCAAUCAACCAUGGGGAUGCAGUCAAGUGCAGGGAAUUGGUUAGAAAGAUCAAUGCAUGGGCUAAAGAGAAUGAAAGAAACAAAGUGAUCAUCAUUGAGAAUGGAUUUGGCUUCGUGUUAGCCUCUUCGUUUGAUGCUCUUGCUAGUGUUUCGGUUGAGAAACAUGAAGGUCUGUUGGAGGAAAUUUUAUCUACAUUGAUUUGGAUGUUUCCGCUUGGCUUGGAGAGCCAAGCUAAGCUUGUUUCACCUUCAUCUCUACGCUGCAUGGCCUGGUUUUUGAAAAGCAAAAAUUUUUCCACCAAACAGAACGCGGUUUUAGCAAUUAAAGAUCUGCUUUCUCUGGAUCAACAAAGGGCUAUUGCAUUAUUAGAGGUUCAUCGAGAUGUUCUUGAUUCAUUAAUUUUUCUAUUGAAAGAGCCCAUCUGCCCUACAUCAGCAAAGGCCAACUGCCUAAUGGUAAUUUAUAGUAUUAUUACGCUCCCCAAAACAAGUGAAAUAGGUACAUCUAGAUUAUUGAAAAUGGGCCUAGUCUCCUUACUGCUAGAAAUUCUUGUAGAUUCUGAGAAGAGCCUAUCUCAGAAGGCUUUAGGAGUUUUGGACAGUAUUUGUAGUACUUAUGAAGGGAGAGAAGAGGCUCGAAAAAAUGCAUUGACAGUGCCAGUGAUCGUGAAAAAGAUUUUACGGGUGUCUGCAGCUGCAACAGAGUUUUCAGUGUCAAUUUUGUGGAAAUUGUGUGAGAAUGGGGAUAGAAAAGUUUUGGUGGAAGCAUUGGAAGUGGGAGGAUUUCAAAAAGUAUUGGUUGCUUUACAAAUGGGGUGCGGCGAGCAGACAAAGGGGAAGGCUACAGAGUUGUUAAAAUGGAUGAAUCAGAACAGAAAGAAGCUAAACUGUUUCGAAACAUCAGCUGAUUUAAGGUAUCUCAAGAAGUCAUAUUGAUCAAUGUAUAUACAGAAUUAUAACAUACAAACAAUGUAACCUGAAUUUAUAACCAUUUUUUUCCUCCCUUGUAUAUUUCCUUAGGCAUUGGAAAGGAGAUUUAUCUUACUAGAUAGUAGAUACUACA
Molecule: messenger RNA, 1583 nt
Organism: Daucus carota subsp. sativus
Lineage: Eukaryota; Viridiplantae; Streptophyta; Magnoliopsida; Apiales; Apiaceae
Product: U-box domain-containing protein 21
Exons: 1
Coding region: 137-1456 (439 amino acids)
Biological process (GO): protein ubiquitination
Molecular function (GO): ubiquitin protein ligase activity
Source: RefSeq, a predicted model, not a curated record